This is a messenger RNA of Pseudogymnoascus destructans, 3511 nucleotides long. RefSeq lists its product as uncharacterized. The transcript is spliced from 3 exons. Bases 49 to 3009 code for a protein of 986 amino acids. Gene Ontology annotation, biological process: mRNA splicing, via spliceosome. Gene Ontology annotation, molecular function: U5 snRNA binding; GTPase activity; translation elongation factor activity. The record is from RefSeq and is a predicted model, not a curated record. Lineage: Eukaryota; Fungi; Ascomycota; Leotiomycetes; Thelebolales; Thelebolaceae. Gene Ontology annotation, cellular component: U4/U6 x U5 tri-snRNP complex; cytosol; U2-type catalytic step 2 spliceosome.
GGAAGCCAGCCUCACGUUUCCUAUUCUACACACUCCAAUACCGCAGCCAUGGAUGACCUCUAUGAUGAGUUCGGUAACUUCAUUGGUGAAGCAGAAGAAUCAGAAGAUGAUUCUCAACAUGGCAUUGAUGCGACCGCAUAUGUCUACGACCAGGAAUACCCCGAGGAAGAGGAGGCGCCAAAGGUUACAGGCCAGGAGUUAAUGGAAAUAGACGAAGAUGGGCCAUCCAAUGCAGUGAUACUACACGAAGACAAGCAAUACUACCCGACUGCGCAGCAGGUUUAUGGCGAAGAUGUCGAGACAAUGGUCCAGGAAGAGGAUGCGCAGCCGCUCACACAGCCAAUUAUUGCGCCCGUCGAGGUGAAGAAGUUUCUGCUUGAGGAGGCAGACCUACCACCAGUUCACUUCGACAGACCGUUCAUGGCAGACCUUAUGAACUUUCCCGACCAAGUACGAAACGUUGCUUUUGCUGGACAUUUGCACCACGGAAAGACAGCGUUGAUGGACAUGCUUGUUCUGGAGACUCACGACAUCGCCGAUAGGCUCGAGAACAGGGUGGGAAAAGCACGGGACGAGCAAUUACGAUAUAUGGAUACUUCUAUAAUGGAGCGAGACCGAGGGCUGUCUAUCAAGGCUGCGCCAAUGAGCUUGGUUCUCCAAAAUACCAAAGGCAAAUCGCAUCUCCUUAAUAUUAUAGAUACCCCUGGGCAUGUCAACUUUGUCGACGAGGUAGCAGCCUCCCUACGACUUGUCGAUGGUGUUGUCUUGGUGGUGGAUGUGGUUGAGGGUGUCCAGGUCAAUACCGAGCAGAUUAUCAAGUACGCCGUACUAGAGGGUCUGCCUCUUGUAUUGGUUGUGAAUAAGCUAGAUCGACUAAUCUUGGAGCUGAAGCUUCCCCCUACGGACGCCUACUUCAAGUUGAAGCAUGUUAUCGAAGAAGUUAAUACGGCCAUUGAGAACGCUUUACCGGGCCAGGGCGAAACAAGAAGACUGAGCCCUGAGAAAGGAAAUGUCCUGUUUGCCUGCAGUAGCAUGCAAUGGUGCUUCACUUUGCAAUCUUUUGCGAGGAUGUAUGCAGACACGUACCCAGGAAUUAGUGCUACGGAAUUUGCGCGCCGGUUAUGGGGCGAUGUAUUCUUCAACCCAACGAAGAGAUCUUUCACAAGGAAGGGCGUCGAGGAGCGUUCAAAGCGGUCGUUUGUUAACUUCAUUCUGGAGCCGAUUUACAAGCUCUAUUCACAUACUAUCAGUGAGAGCCCAGAGGAUCUCAAGGAAACACUGGCUACACUGAACAUACACUUGAAACCGUCACAAUACAAGGCGGACGCGAAAAUUUUAUUAAAUUUGGUCUGCGCGCAGUUCUUUGGGCCGGCAAAUGGCUUCGUCGAUAUGAUGGUUGAGCAUAUUCCAUCCCCAGUGGAGGGGGCACAAAAGAAGCUCCAGCAAUAUUACACGGGUCCGUUAGACACAAAGGUGGCAGAGUCAAUGGCAAAGUGCGACCAAGACGGUCCAUUAGUGGUCCAGAUCUCCAAGUUAUUCAACACCAGCGACGCUUCAGGCUUCAAUGCUUUUGGAAGAGUACUGAGUGGGACUGCUAAGCCUGGACAGCAGGUUCGGGUUCUUGGAGAGGGUUACUCGGUGCAUGACGAAGAAGACAUGGCGAUUGCCACUAUAUCUGACGUGUGGAUUGCUGAGACCAGGUACAAUAUUCCUACGGAUGGUAUUCCAGCGGGUAAUUGGUGCCUUUUGGGCGGGGUCGAUAAUUCGAUUGUGAAGUCCUCAACGUUAGUGCCACUCAAGCUUGAGGACGACGAAGAGGCGUACAUUUUCAAGCCAAUCAAGCAGCUUACAGAGUCUGUUUUCAAGGUCGCUGUUGAGCCAAUUAACCCGUCGGAGCUUCCAAAGAUGCUUGACGGAUUAAGGAAGAUCAAUAAAAGCUAUCCUCUGAUUACAACUAAAGUUGAAGAAUCAGGAGAGCAUGUCAUUCUUGGCACGGGAGAGCUUUAUAUGGAUUGCGUCUUGUACGAUCUCCGUCGUCUAUACGCUGAAAUGGAAAUCAAGGUUUCAGAUCCAGUCACGAGGUUCUGUGAGACUGUUGUUGAGACGUCGGCGAUCAAGUGCUACGCGCUAUCGCCAAACAAGAAAGUCAAAAUAACGAUGGUUGCAGAACCCCUUGAUUCAGGAAUCGCAGAGGACAUCGAGAGCGGGAAAGUCAGCAUCAGAGACCCAGUCAGGAAGACUGGUAAAUUCUUUGAGGAGAACUACGGUUGGGAUUUGUUAGCCUCGCGCAGCAUCUGGGCCUUCGGUCCGGAUGACAUCGGCCCCAAUAUCCUACAGGAUGAUACUCUUCCCUCUGAAGUUGACAAGAAAUUACUUGCCACUGUUCGUGAUAAUAUCCGUCAAGGCUUCAGCUGGGGUACCAGAGAAGGACCUCUAUGCGAAGAGCCGAUCCGCAACACGAAAUUUAAAAUAACCGAUGCAACUCUCGCUGCUUCACCAAUCUUCCGUGGUGGCGGUCAAAUAAUCCCUACUUCUCGCCGCGCUGUCUACUCUUCUUUCCUUAUGGCAUCGCCGCGCCUAAUGGAGCCCGUGUAUAGCGUAGCUAUGACGGGGCCUGCAGACUCUGUCUCGGCACUGUACACUGUUCUCGCAAGGCGACGUGGUCAUGUCCUUAGCGAUGGCCCAAUUGCCGGGACUCCACUCUACAGGUGCCAGGGUUUGAUACCUGUCAUUGACUCGUUUGGAUUCGAGACAGAUUUGAGGAUUCACACACAGGGUCAGGCGGCCGUGAGUCUUGUCUUUGAGCGCUGGAGUAUCGUACCCGGCGACCCACUGGAUAGGGAGGUGACGCUGCGACCCCUGGAGCCGGCGAGCGUGCAAGCAACGGCGCGAGACUUUGUGCUCAAGACAAGGAGGAGAAAGGGGCUGAGUGAGGAUGUUAGUGUGGCCAAAUUCCUCGAGCCGGAGCUAUUUUCCAGCUUGAGGGAGAGCGGGCUUUUGGACAGCUGAUCAGGCAGUUGGCUAUAAAAGGGAAAUCGGCGUUGCGAGCGGUCAUUAUAGGGCGUUGUGAGGCUGUAAUAUAUGGAUGUGGCGGACUUUAUUAUGAGUUCAUGUCCUCAAAUAUCAAAGCCAAAGGGGCUUGUUAUUGUAGCCAAGAUACAGAUGAAAUAAACUAAUACCAUUUCAUCAUUAUUUGCAUCUAAAUUCCUAAUAUUUGUGGAAACCAAAUCCUGGUGUUUGAUAUUCGAAUAUAUUAACACGAGCACCAGAACACAACGUGUUGCUUUUGGUAAUUAUCACCAUAACUAUCUUCAUCCGACUACUUAAAAUAGGAGAGCCAGCCGUUAUAACCAUUAACCACGUUUUGUUGUUGUCAGUCUGUGUCAGAUUGUAUAGACUUAGCUUGUAUAUUAAUUCUGACGUCGAUUCUCACAACAUGACAACCACGACGUGGAAACCCCAACUGGCUUGGCCGUAAUUAAUAUUAAACAAUUAUUCAAUUAGAAAUCGG